GAACGGAACAGUCCGCGAGAUUUUGGUGCUGCUAUUCGUCGUUUCGAUCUUGCCAUCAGCGGACCCCGCGAGCCUCGUAAAAAAAGUGUUUCUCUCUUCUUUUUUGCGUUUGCGUUUUUCUCGGAGUGUCUCUUGCUGCGUGUGUGGUGACGAAGAGAACUGUCAAAAAAGUUUCGUGCGUCGUGCGUGUUGGAAGUUUGAAGAUUGUGUGACGUUUUCUUGGGAAAGGGUUUUUUUUUUGUGUUGAUUCGGGUUUUGGGGAAAAAGUGGCCAAUCCGGUUGUUCUGAAUCCGGGCAGACUGAAGACGUGUCGUGGUCAAGCGACGAGAAUUGCGCGAACUGAGAUUUGAGGGGUUUCCUUCAGCAGGAGGGGGGAAAGGAGUGUGAGCAAGGGUUUUGUGGAUUGUUGUGACGCAGAUUCCCGAGCGGAGACCUCCCCCGGAGGGUAGAACCUGGUCUUCGCGCGAGACCCCUCUGCGUGUGGGACGUCAGCGUCGAGAACGUCUCGAAGGAACGCGGAUUGUUGUUGUGGCGGUGGAACGGAGGGGGUCCAUGUUGGCAGGAGGUCGUGCCAGCGACGUCGACGGCGAAAGGGACCUCCACAGGAGGAAGUGAGUGGAGUUGACACACGCCAGCCAGUGCAGAGAGUAGUGUGGGCUUUUUGGAGCGUUGUUCCAGGAUUGCUGUUCCAGUAGACGGGGUUGUUCAUUGAUUGUGUCGUGUCCAGUUCCAGUCAAGCGGCCGGACAAGGCGAACAAGUACAAGAAGAAGAAGAAUAAGAAGCCAAAGACCAAGAAGCAAACAAGAAAAAGUCGCGAAAUUGAUAGCAGAACCAGAGAGAGGGUGAUAAUAGAAGAAAACAAGAGCCUUGGGGAGCAACAGCAGAAGGAAGAGGAGGAGGACAGUGAAACCUGGCAUGUAUGAUAAUGUGGUGAUAUAAGACACACAGACACAAACACACGCGGACAAGCCAGCAGCAGCAGCAGCAGUUGACGAAGAUUCUGGGACCGCUGAUAACAGCCAGCCAGCUCUAGCUCUAGUUCGAAACAGAAGAAAAGAUGGCAGAAUUUGACUGAAUAACAAUAAUUUUAUUUUUAAGGUGAGGAAUGACAGCUUUUCAUGGGGUCAUCCAAUUGCCCAAAACAUUCUAUGAGCCGGCUACCACGUGCAGCAAGACUUUGUGAGUUUUCCCGGCGAAGCAAAAAAAUAAAAUAAACGACGAAGUUGCAAUUGUUUUGUGUUGGUGUUGUUCCUGCCCGUGGCAGAGUGGAAAUCCGGACUCCGGGCCGGAAAAAGUGACCGUGUUAUUGCUGGCGGCAGUUGAGGAAACUUUGUCGUUUGUCCGGGAAGGAAAAUAAUAAAAAAGGCAGCAAUUCUGGGAAUAGAAAGACCGGAAGUGGUCAACAAAUCACACAGCUCAAAUAAAAAACAAGUCAUUCGUGACUGCGUGGUAGUGUGGCGUCUGUUGGUGUGUGUGUGUGUGGGUGAGCAUGUCUGCGAGGGGCUGUGAGUGGAUGUUCCGGUAGUGUUUAAGUGAAGAGUAAGGAAGAUUGAAGAAAGUGCUAUUUUCUACCACAGCAGAAAGAGGAAGUGCGACAAACCAAAGGAUUGUCGUUUAUUUUUUCUUGCCGUAGUUGGUUUCGUGACGUGUGUGAUCCGUGUUCUAGCGGAGACACGAACCCAGCCAACCGAGAGCAACCGUACUUAGCAGGCAGGAAGGAGUUAAGCCAGUAAAACUGGAGCACCUAAAUUAGCACCGUUGAUUAGCGCACUCGGAGGCAGCAACAGAAGCAGCAGCAAAAAGCACCAAGGAUGGGCAGGAAAAAGAUUCAGAUCUCACGGAUAACGGACGAACGGAACCGACAGGUGACGUUCAACAAGCGCAAGUUCGGCGUCAUGAAGAAGGCGUACGAGCUGUCGGUGCUGUGCGACUGCGAAAUCGCCUUAAUCAUCUUCAGCAGCAGUAACAAGCUGUACCAGUACGCCAGCACGGACAUGGACAAGGUGCUGCUCAAGUACACCGAGUACAACGAGCCGCACGAGUCGCUCACGAACAAGAACAUCAUCGAGUUGCAGGUAAACGCGCAGAAGGAGAACAAAAACGGCACGAUGUCGCCGGACUCGCCGGAACCGGAGGACAGCUACACCCUGACGCCCCGCACCGAGGCCAAGUACAACAAGAUCGACGAGGACUUUCAAAUCAUGAUGCAGCGAAAUCAGCAACUGUCGGCGGCGGCGGCGGCCGCUGGAGGUGGUGGAGGAGGUGGAGGCGGAGGUCGAGGAGGUGGGGGAGUCGGAAUGUCCGGCAACAGUUACUCGCUGCCGGUGUCGGUGCCGGUCAUUGGGACGUACAACGAUUCCAGCAUGCUGCAGAGCAGUCCACAGAUGGCACACAAUAGUAUUAGCCCGCGGCCGUCCAGCUCAGAAACGGACUCAGUGUAUCCCUCCGGCGGUCUGCUGGAAAUGUCCAACGGAUACCCCCACUCGGCGUCGCCCCUCGGCGGAUCUCCCAGCCCCGGACCGAGCCCAGGUAUUGGCACGCAUAACCACCAGCAUCAGCACCAGCACCAACAGCAUAACAGUAAUAAUAACAAUAACCAUAACCAUAACAAAAGUAAGCAUGGCCCGCUGCAACAUCAAUCGUUGAAGCAAAACUCACCGGGAAGUUCGAGUGCGAGGUCGUCCAACCUGCGAGUCGUGAUACCGACGCCGAUGAACCCGUCCAUGGGCAACGACGACAUGUCCUACGUGGAGCACUCGCGGCAACAGACGAACCUUAACACGCCGGUGGUGGCCCUCCAGACGCCGAUCCCGGGCCUGUCCAACUACACCACGACGCUGGGCUCGUUCGGGGCGCAGGACUUUUCCAUCAAUUCCGACCUGAGCAUGAUCGCGUCGUGGGGCGCGGCCGCCGCCAACAACGCCCACGCCGCCCAGAACGCCAUGAACUCGCUCGGCCAACACUCGAGAAUCUUUUUCAGUAGCGGUCUGCCCCACCUGGCCGUGUCCAACAGCACCCCGCCUCCCUCAACCUCCCCCCUGUCGUCCGUAAAGAUCAAGGCGGAACCGAUUUCACCCCCGCGGGAACAUCACUCGUCCUCGUCCCACCACCAGCACCAGCACCAGCAGCAACAGCAGCAGCAGCAGCAGCAGCAGCAGCAACACCACCAUCACAGUAAUCUUAGUGGCGGCGGAGGAAGCAAUGGGCAGCAGCAGCACAACAAUCAGCUGACAGUGACGUCGAUGGCGUCCGUGAUCGGAGGAGGAGGCCACAGUAGCAAUUCGUCGAUGGGCAACAGUUUGAACCAUUCGCAUCUGAUACAUUCGCGGCCAUCGUCGACGGGACAUCUCACGCCGACGCCAGGUUCUCCUCUGUUUGCAGGCUCGGUGACACCCACGAACGCGCCCUCCCCGGUCGACAUCAGACACAUAAACGUCGGCGGCGGCGGCGGCGGCAACUCGAGCCACCUGCCCGACUACGACUCGCCGGUUUCCUCGAACGCGCAUAAAAGACCCAGAAUAUCCGAGGGUUGGGCCACAUAGCCCUCAAAGGGCGGCGGC
This is a messenger RNA of Culex quinquefasciatus (southern house mosquito), 3561 nucleotides long. RefSeq names its product myocyte-specific enhancer factor 2 (gene Mef2). Gene Ontology annotation, biological process: positive regulation of transcription by RNA polymerase II; cell differentiation. The transcript has 11 exons. The coding region runs from base 1813 to 3543 and encodes 576 amino acids. The record is from RefSeq and is a predicted model, not a curated record. Gene Ontology annotation, molecular function: RNA polymerase II cis-regulatory region sequence-specific DNA binding; protein dimerization activity; DNA-binding transcription factor activity, RNA polymerase II-specific. Lineage: Eukaryota; Metazoa; Arthropoda; Insecta; Diptera; Culicidae.